GUUGGGACCGCGUCCGUUUGCCGAAAAGCAAACUUAUGAGGAGUUUGUUGCGGGUACUGGUGGCCUGGAUGAAGAUAUCACAUUACCGAAGGGUUUAGAAUCAUGGAAUAAAUCAAAGGAUUCCGAAACUAAAGCUAGAGCGACAAGUGCUACGGACAAGACGGAUGAAGAGCGGUUGAAUUAA
This is a messenger RNA of Acanthocheilonema viteae, 184 nucleotides long. The record is from the annotation of a GenBank genome assembly. Lineage: Eukaryota; Metazoa; Nematoda; Chromadorea; Rhabditida; Onchocercidae.